This is a messenger RNA of Neodiprion fabricii, 1419 nucleotides long. It is a transcript of the gene Gar1, whose product is annotated as H/ACA ribonucleoprotein complex subunit 1. The record is from RefSeq and is a predicted model, not a curated record. Gene Ontology annotation, molecular function: box H/ACA snoRNA binding. The coding region runs from base 156 to 854 and encodes 232 amino acids. Gene Ontology annotation, biological process: snoRNA guided rRNA pseudouridine synthesis; ribosome biogenesis. Gene Ontology annotation, cellular component: box H/ACA snoRNP complex. Lineage: Eukaryota; Metazoa; Arthropoda; Insecta; Hymenoptera; Diprionidae. The transcript is spliced from 4 exons.
UUCCACUUCCGGUUUCUGAAUGAUUGGUGAUGCAGUGGCGGCUCCUUGCGACCUUGUAAUCGAACUACAGUAGACCGGCAGACUCGGGCAGACUAAAUCAUCGAAUGUCUGUCCCGUCGCCGCUUUCAUCGUACACGGGUGAAUAGAUAAACAGAAUGUCAUUCCGAGGCCGAGGGGGUGGAUUUGGUAGAGGCGGCGGCGGCGGAGGAGGUGGUGGUGGAUUUCGUGGAGGAAGGGGAAGCGGAGGUUUUAGAGGCCGUGGAGGUGGCGGAGGUGGCCGAGGAGGUGGAGGUGGAGGUGGCUACAACAGAGGAGGUUUUGACCAAGGUCCACCUGACCAGGUAACAAAUCUUUGUCACUUCGUGUGGACGGUUCAAGACGACCUCGUAGCUAAGGCAGACAUUGAAGAUUUACCAUAUUUCAAUGCUCCCAUAUAUACUGAGAGUAAACAACAAGUUGGCAAAAUAGACGAAAUUUUUGGAAAUAUCAGAGACUACUAUGUGUCCAUUAAAUUGAGCGACAACAUAAAGGCUUCCAGCUUUGAUAAAGACACAAAGCUCUACAUAGAUCCUGCAAAACUUUUACCACUACAACGAUUCUUACCAAAACCACCUGGUUCUAUUCAGAAACGUGGAGGUCGUGGAGGUGGUGGACGUGGAGGUGGCAGAGGUGGUGGUUUUGGCGGAGGUAGAGGAAGCGGCAGAGGCGGAGGAGGUGGUCGAGGUGGAUUCGGAGGAGGAGGUGGUAGAGGUGGAUUUGGCGGACGAGGUGGUGGUGGCGGAGGUUUCAGAGGUCGAGGAGGUGGAUUCGGUGGGAGAGGUGGUGGAGGCGGAGGCGGAAGAGGACGAUGGUAGUUUAAAAUAUUUCCUUAUACGAUACUGCACAUAAAGAAAUGAUUCAAUAUAAUGAAUUGAAACUAUACUAAUCAAGAUUUUCAUUUCCAAAAAAUUCUGCAAUAUUGAUCGGUGAUGGAUAAAAAAUAUCUAACAUAAUUUCAUAUAACUAGAUCCUCUUACCUCAGAUGGAAGCAUACAUGAUGUGCUAGUUAUUACGUUCUAGUAAUAAUGAUAAUUCACCGAUUAAGUACAUACAGAAAACAAAUCCCAUGUAAUCCAUUUUUAUCUCAUGCUCAAAACACGUAUGUCCUACAGCUUUUAAUCACUCAGUGUAUAGUAGGUAAAAAGAAAGUUUCUAAUAUUUUGAACAUUUGACCAAGAUGUCUUGGAUCAAAACGUUUUUUUAUAUCAAAUGAUAGUAAUGAAUAAGCAUUAUCAAUUGCAAAGAUUGUGGAGAAGCUGGAUUUGAAACUUUAUUUUUUUAAAGCUAUUUUCUAUUCUAUCUAUAAUUAUUAAAUAGGAGAAAAAUAUCUAAUACUGUAAACGACAACUCAGAUGUUAAAUAAAUUCACGAAAAAAAUUA